CCUUAGUUUGAACAAGAAAAAAAAGACGAGGAACUUAACCUAGUUAAUCAAAAUUUUUAAAUUGACGGGUUGUGCCAUGAAAUUCAGAGUAAAAAGCCUAACGAAAUACGGUCCGCGGCUAGGAGAGCUGUACGGUAUCGAAAACAAGCCCGAUCUGGUCUUGGAAACUCCGCUGGCGCUGUUGCACACCCAAGCCGGUCACAUUCCGCAUAUCACCCAUGAAGUGUUUAAACUAGUCAGCCAAACGCCGCAAAUCCUUCAAAUCCCGUUAGUUAGCGUGCAUCAAUAUCAAGACGCGAUCCGGCUUUAUGAGGGCCGAGUAUCCGAAUUCGUGGGAAACAGGGAUAAUUUAACCUGUAUUACCCUUCACGAUCCCGCAAAUUUAACUAAACAAGGUCACCAUGUUAAAGGCAAGGUACCCGUAUUCACAAAACAUGGAAAAGUUUUGUAUAGCGCAGACAUGUACGUGGAUAUGGUCCAGAGAUUUAAACCUGACAUGUGGGUGUUGUUAUCGGACUCCGAUACAAACAAAUCAAGUCCACAAAAACGUGUAACCAAGGCCGUCGAGCAUACUGUAUCGUUUAACGCAAAGUGUGUGAAGAGGAUAAGGAAUUCGGAAAGUUUACGUAAAACAUUCGUGGUUGCUCCUGUAGCGGGCGGCUACUGCAAACAUUCCCGCAGAAAGUGCAUCCAGGAAAUCUCAGUCAAUGAUUCACAUGUUGAUGGUUAUCUAAUAGAUGGUUUACACAAUAAUGGUCCGGAAGUUGAAUUUUUGCCGUUUGACGAAGUUAAGGAGAUAGUGGAUUGCGUUUUGGAAAAAAUCCCAUCUGGAAAAAUAAGAUUGGUGCAGGGUUGUUGGAGUCCCGUUAAUAUCCUUAGACUCGUCAAGAGCGGCGUCGAUAUGUUUGACACAUCAUAUUGCGUGAUUUUGACUGAACGGUCGGCGGCACUGACUUUUUCCACACAACAGGGCGAAAAUUCAGAAUACUGGGAGAUCAUCUUGAGGCAGACGAGCUACUCUGACGACUUUGAUCCCAUAAUGAAAACGUGCCAGUGUUUGACAUGCCGAAACUAUUCGCGCGCCUACGUGCACCACCUACUCACCGUUCAGGAACUGUUAGGACCUAUUCUUAUAAUGGUGCAUAAUGUGUAUCGCAUGUUGAUGUUUUUCGAGAAAAUCCGAGAAUCGAUAAAGACAGACACGUUUCGAGAGUUCGAGCAACACGUGACCCAACAGUACAGGGACCAUUUAAAUCGGGAACAACACAGUAUGGAACCUGACAGCGACCAAUUAAAUACCCACAAAAACGUUGAAACACAUGGUGUCAUUUAAUAAGA
Cylas formicarius (sweet potato weevil) is the source of this 1338-nucleotide messenger RNA. RefSeq names its product queuine tRNA-ribosyltransferase accessory subunit 2. Bases 77 to 1333 code for a protein of 418 amino acids. The transcript has a single exon. The record is from RefSeq and is a predicted model, not a curated record. Gene Ontology annotation, molecular function: tRNA-guanosine(34) queuine transglycosylase activity. Lineage: Eukaryota; Metazoa; Arthropoda; Insecta; Coleoptera; Brentidae.